UUUUCUGUAGAUGGCUUCCAGAAUUUUCCUAUAAAUGGUCUCACGUAUCGAUUGAAAAACCAUAGGAGGAAUGGAAUAACUAAGCAAGGAACACAAACCAUUUUUAUGUUAUUGUUGAUGAAAAUACUAGCCUCACGUAACCUAAAGUUUAGAAUGACGUUAAUAUUGCACCGGAAGUACGUUUAUUGUUGACUGAUUGGGGUCACCGGCCGUAGUUUCGUAUUUGACCAGUUUUUAAACGUUGGAUUCCUUCUGAUUAUUUUCAGAUUUGUUAGGUUACAGAACUUACGAACUUGCAUUUGUAACCAAAUCUUGUUCUUGUGCAUUGAUCCAAAGACCAGAUAAAGUUGAUUUUUCGGAUUUAGUUGAGGUUAAUGAGAGUUACCCCCCUUGGUGCGCAUGUGUAACUUUUCGCCGAUUUUGUCUUGGUUUGACGUGGAUUGUUAUUGGAAGUUUUAAUAAGUUAUUUCGGUUACAAUAUGUGACCGAAGAAUGGAAAAUAUUGUUCAGUCUGUCAGCCGUGCAAACUCUAUCCAUCCAAAUAAUCAAUGCCAGUCGCUCUGAGUAUGAGCAAUUAUUUACGAGGGACCACUGUGGAAACAUCCCUGUCAUCGCCGAUGAAGAAUAAGAAAUCAAAAAAUCGUGACAGGGCUGUCAGUUACAACAAAGGACAGGUCCAGAAUGUCAAAUCUGCAAGAGUUUAUGUCUUUGGUGAGAGUAAUGUCCAUGAAGAUGAACUUGAAAAUGGCGAUGUAGAAAUGACUUCAAUCAGAAGCAGAUCUAAAGACAAAUCAUCCAAUUCUUCCCAACAAAAUGAUGAACCAAUUUAUUUUGACAGAGAAAUCACCGAAGGAGACAGUCUUCAAAGUCUGUCUGUUCAGUUCUCGUGUCCGAUCUCCGAAUUGAAGCGAAUCAAUCAUCUAAUACAGGAUCAAGAUUUCUUUGGUUUAAAGUAUGUCAAGGUUCCUGUUAUACGCUAUGGUAUUUUAUCAGAACAAAUAGACCAACUAAAAGUUCAAACUCCUGCUAGCAGCGGAGCUUCGUACAAUGGAGAUCUUGAACCCUUGAUGGAAAUACCAAAUUCGUAUAACUAUAAUUACGAUGACACAGAUUCUGCUCAGGACUUUAGUGAUCCAGAGAUGCAGAUGAAAAUAAUGCGAACUUUGAGUAUCAAGGAAAACUUGUCUAACAACAAUGAAGAAGCCGAGGCAUUUUUGAAAAGUAUGGACAAAGAUUUAGAACGUGUGCGGAACUAUACUCGUAAAGAACGAGGGUCUCUGAGUGAAGUGAUAUCUGUGUUAACCAAUAAAAGUGUUUUUCCAUUACGGGCUAAAAAGCCGGAACAUUUAAAUGGUGCUGACUGUGGUAUACGGUGGUGGAGUGUAUUGUUAGUUAUUUUGCUCUUCGUUGUUAUUUUACCACUCGGUUAUGUAAUAUAUCAUUAUUAUGGAAAGUCUUGAUGAACUUGUCUUUUACCACUCGGUUAUGUAAUAUAUCAUUAUUAUGGAAAGUCUUGAUGAACUUGUCUUUUACCACUCGGUUAUGUAAUAUAUCAUUAUUAUGGAAAGUCUUGAUGAACUUGUCUUUUACCCUCGAUUAUGUAAUAUAUCAUUAUUAUGGAAAGUCUGGAUUAUAUCAUGGCAAAAUUGAAAUUAUCUAGGGUGACAAUAAAAAACUUGUUGCAACUGUUGGUGAAAUUUCAUGGCAAAAAUUGAAAUUAUCUAUAAAUAGUGUGACAAUAAAUAAACUUGUAUUUAAAUUCAUUUUAUCUGUUGCAACGGUUAAAACAUGUAUAAAUAUCUCGAUAGACAACCCUUAUAUUUCUUUUGACAGUCUACAUGUAUAUGAUAAAAUCUAUGAUAUAUUUAUAAUGACCUUCUAAAUGAUAAAAGAAAAUAUUCUGUCUUGUCAUUUUAAUAUGAAAAUAUAGAAUAGGCCUCACUAGUUUGAUUUUCUGUUCUUCAGGAACACAUGUAAAACCAAGAAUACUUGGUUGUGCUGUAACUGUUCAAAAGUUCCAAAUUGGUAUGGCCUUACUACUGUAUGUAAAUGGUUAACGAUCAGAGUAAGUUGCAACCAGGGUUUAUGGACAUGUCUGUAAAGUGUCAAUCUGAUCAAAACACAGAAUCCUAUUUCAUUUCGUUUUUUCUAGUUCAAAAUUUCGUUUUACUUGUCCUACACUAGGAUCUGGAAGAGUUGUUAUCAUUGACGUGUUCAGGAUGAUGUGAGGGAUUAGCCAAUGAAACGGUCUGUUACGACGAGCUUUUGGUGUGAGCUACAUGGAACUGUGGGUUAUCAAUGAAAACAUCAAUGUUGAUUGGUUAAUCAAAUGUCUGAUGUCAUAGGUCAAAAGCCACUCGUAUGACCUCUGACGCGACCUCCCAAAACAACUGGUCAGAUCUUCAUGUAGUGUAGGCCAUCGAAAGUAUAAAAAAUUAAACGAAAUAUAGAUCUGUAUUUUAAUCAGACCGGUAAAAAAAGUGCAAGUCCAUCUUUAGAUUAUGGGUUGUAUCUUCAGUCUAAUAAGGGGUGUAUAUUACUGUGUAAGCUUGAACAUAUAAUAACAGAUAAACUCACUUCUUCUUAUAUUAGUUAUGUUUAAUUGAUGGCAACAUUCUGAGGUGGCGGAUGUUGGGUGGCUAAAUGGUUUAACCCAUACAUGACAAGAUGUAGGGUCGCCACUUUCUCCUGUUUCCUCCCACAGCUUAAUACCCCUACACUGAAGAGAUUUAUUGAAAUAAAAUUGAACCAUGUGUUGGUCUCAAAAUGACUAGUUUGUGUUGAGUGGACAUUAAACAGUUUAACUUAAACCCCAUUUCUCUCUCACGCCUCUUGUCAAAAGUACCCUGCACAUAAGUACCUUAAUAAUAUGAAUGAAAUGUCAUGUGUCGUGAAAUAAGCUACUGGACAGGAGGUUUGACAGGCGACCCUACUCCUUGUCAUAUAUAGCCAGGGAAUCGAAACCACGCCAGCUGACUGAAUGACAGAUCUUAUGAGAUACAAUGUGCACAGGCUAUCCAUUCGCCC
Messenger RNA from Patella vulgata (common limpet), 3027 nucleotides. RefSeq names its product lysM and putative peptidoglycan-binding domain-containing protein 3. The record is from RefSeq and is a predicted model, not a curated record. Lineage: Eukaryota; Metazoa; Mollusca; Gastropoda; Patellidae. Bases 549 to 1460 code for a protein of 303 amino acids. The transcript has 2 exons.